Molecule: messenger RNA, 2712 nt
Organism: Raphanus sativus (radish)
Lineage: Eukaryota; Viridiplantae; Streptophyta; Magnoliopsida; Brassicales; Brassicaceae
Exons: 4
Coding region: 1-2712 (903 amino acids)
Source: RefSeq, a predicted model, not a curated record
AUGACAACACAAUUAAGUAAUACAGAAGAGUGGUACAAGAAGGAAGAGUUGGAGAAUCUAAGACAGGAGUUGAAUGAGGAGUACCACAAUGAAGAGGUCUACUGGUUGCUGCAGAGUAGAUUAACAUGGCUGAGAGCUGGUGAUAAGAAUACCAAAUUCUUCCAUGCAGUGACAAAGAACAGGAGAGCUCAUAAUACAAUCCACAGCCUGAUCGAUGAUGAAGGGAAAGAGUGGUAUGCAGAGAAGGAUCUGGGAGCAAUUGCAGAACAGUACUUCAAACUACUAUUCACAUCAGAGGACGUUGGGAUUGAAUUUGAGGACUGGAAUGACAUACCUCCAGUAGUGACUGCUGCGCAAAAUGAAAAGCUCCUGGAACCGGUAACCAUGGAGGAGGUCAGAAAAGCUGUUUUUGACAUUAAUCCACAAAAAUGUCCCGGCCCAGAUGGUAUGAAUGGUAUGUUCUUUCAACAGUUUUGGGAGACAAGUGCGGAGGACAUCACCAGAAUGGUGGAUAAUUUCUUCAAAUCAGGGAAGAUGGAGGAUGGACUAAACUGCACUAACAUAUGCUUAAUUCCCAAAAUCCCUGGUGCGAAAAGAAUGAGUGAGUUUCGACCAAUAAGCCUCUGCAAUGUCGCUUUCAAGGUGAUAUCCAAGCUGUUGGCUAAGCGCUUGAAGAAGAUAAUGUCGUCUGUGAUCUCAGAGACUCAAGCAGCUUUUGUGGAGGGGAGACUGAUCUCCGACAACAUUUUAGUGGUGGAGUGGAGAUUCCUGGACAAGACAAUGGCGACUCUAGGCUUUGCGGAGGGUUGGAGGAAGCUCAUCAUGAGCUGUGUCUCUUCGGUUCAAUAUCAGGUUCUCAUUAACGGUACUCCCUAUGGACACAUUGAACCAACAAGAGGACUCAGACAGGGGGACCCUCUAUCCCCCUAUCUCUUUGUGAUGUGCACGGAAAUGUUGGUUCAAAGGCUGAAAAAAGCAGAGAAUGAAGGUCAGAUAUCAGGUCUCCAAGUUGCACGAGGAGCUCCUCCGGUCUCACACUUACUUUUCGCUGAUGACAGUAUGCUGUACUGUAAAGGAGACAGUGUGGAAUUGGAUAGAAUGAUUCAGGUGCUUCACCAAUAUAGUCUCCUAUCAGGACAGCAAAUCAAUUAUCAAAAAUCGAGUGUGUAUUUUGGUAAGCGCAUCCCGCAAGAGAAGAGACAGGAGAUCAUGGCAAAGCUGAAAAUAGACAAGCUGGGUGGAGACGGGAUCUAUCUGGGCUUACCUGAGGCAUUUGGAGGAUCAAAGGUCUCUGUUCUCCAAUAUCUGAAAGAGAACCUGAAUAAGAAGAUGCAAGGAUGGCAGAUGAAGUUCUUGUCUCCGGGGGGGGGGGUGAUUAUGUCCCUCAUGUCGGAAUUUUGGUGGAAGGAGACGAGAGGAAUGCACUGGACAAGCUGGGAGGCAAUGUGUAAACCUAAAGAGUGCGGAGGUUUAGGAUUCAAAGACCUUGAAGCCUUCAACCUAGCACUCUUAGGCAAGCAAUUGUGGAGAAUGAUCAUCAACAAAAAUUCAUUGCUUGCCAGAAUCUACAAGAGUAGAUACUUUAAAAACACAGACCCUCUCAAUGCUAAACUCGGAUCCCGACCCUUAUACGCUUGGAGAAGCAUUCAUGCGGCUCAGAAACUGAUUCAAGCAGGCGCGAGGGUCAUCAUAGGGAAUGGGAAGGGGACAAAGUUAUGGCAGGAGAGAUGGUUAAACAGGAAACCGGCUUCAAAGGUCCAAUCAAUGAAAAGGCAACAGUCACCAACCUCAGUAUGUCUAGCAGAUGAUAUGAAGGUUAGCGAACUCCUGCAAAGUAAUGGCAGAGAUUGGAACACUGAGCUGAUAGAGGAGCUGUUUAGUGAGGAAGUGAGAGAUAAAAUAUAUGAUAUAACUCCGGCAGGAAAGGAGAGUGAUGAUUCAUAUGCUUGGGAUUACACAAAAACUGGGCAUUAUACAGUCAAGUCCGGGUACUGGGUACAAGUUAACAUCAUCAAUGCAAGACAAGAGACUCAGGAAAUCUUACAACCGGGUCUUGAUGUAUUGUACCAAAUGAUCUGGAAACUGGAAACAAGUCCCAAGAUUCACCCCUUCCUCUGGAGAUGCCUUAAAAACUCUCUACCAGUUGCAGGGAAUAUGUAUAGUAGACAUAUUUCAAAAGAUAGCAGGUGCAUUAGAUGUGGCCAAGAAGAUGAGACAGUCAAUCACCUGCUAUUUACAUGCCCAUAUGCAAGGCUUAUCUGGGCUAUGUCGCCUAUCCACGCCCCACCUCAGGGUACUUACUCCAACUCUCUCUACACUAAUCUUCACUGGGUCUUAAAUUUAAAAAAAGAGUACCCAAAUGAAGAAGUGUAUGAAUUGUUGGUUCCUUGGCUUUUGUGGAGAAUUCGGAAGAAUAGGAAUGAGUAUCUGUUCAGGGGAAAAGACUAUUCUGCUCAUGAUACAAUUCAAAAAGCUAAGGAAGAUGAGGCGGAGUGGAGAGGAAGAAAUGAGGCUGAGGUAGUAGAGGUCAAACAUCCACUGACAAAGACUGCUGGAGCAAGAUGGAAACCACCUCCAAACCAAUGGCUCAUGUGUAAUUCUGAUGGAGCAUGGAGAAAAGAGAGCAGGGAUGGAGGUGUAGGUUGGGUCUUAAGGAACAACCAAGGUCUUUUGUCAUGGAUAGGGGCGAAGAAAGUGAGGGGAAUGAACUAA